Molecule: messenger RNA, 2381 nt
Organism: Artibeus jamaicensis (Jamaican fruit-eating bat)
Lineage: Eukaryota; Metazoa; Chordata; Mammalia; Chiroptera; Phyllostomidae
Gene: RNPEP
Product: arginyl aminopeptidase
Exons: 11
Coding region: 101-2035 (644 amino acids)
Biological process (GO): proteolysis
Molecular function (GO): metalloaminopeptidase activity; zinc ion binding
Source: RefSeq, a predicted model, not a curated record
GGGCGGGCCCGUCCCGGGCGGGGCCUCGUGCAGCGCAAAGCGCUCGGGGCGGGGCCUGCGUUGGGGGCGGGGCCGCCUCCCGGCACAGUCGGCAGGAACCAUGGCGAGCUGCGGGGCUCCGGGUGGCUGCAAGGCCCCACGGGCCCUGCACUCGGCGCGGGCCGUGGAUGUGGCCUCCGCGUCCAACUUCCGGGACUUCGAGCUGCUGCACCUGCACCUGGACCUGCGGGUCGAGUUCGCGAGCCGCACUCUGAGCGCCAUGGCGACCCUGGAUCUGCGCUGCCUGGUGCCCGCGGGCGCGGCCGAGCUGCGGCUAGACUCGCACCCGUGCCUGGAGGUCACCGCGGUGGCGCUGCGGCGGGGCCCGCCCAGCCCGGGGCAGCCGCCCGGCCCCGACGAGCCCGUGAGCUUCCGCACCGAGCCCUUCGCGCGCUAUGGCUGCGCGCUCUGCCUGUGCUUCUCGCAGCCCCGGCCCGCGGGCGAGCGCUUCCAGGUGCUGCUCACCUACCGCGUCGGUGAGGGGCCAGCGGUCUGCUGGCUGGCCCCCGAGCAGACGGCUGGGAAGGAGAAGCCCUUCCUGUACACGCAGGGGCAGGCGGUGCUGAACCGGGCCUUCUUCCCCUGCUUCGACACGCCUGCGGUCAAGUGCACCUACUCGGCCGUGGUCCAGGUGCCCGACGGCUUCACGGCCGUGAUGAGCGCGGACGCUUGGGAGACUCGCGGGCCGAGCCAGUUCUUCUUCCGCAUGAGCCAGCCCAUCCCCUGCUACCUCGUUGCUCUGGCCGUCGGAGACCUGGCGUCCGCAGAGGUGGGGCCCAGGAGCCGGGUGUGGGCCGAGCCGUGCCUGCUGGAGGCGGCCAGGCAGGAGUACGAUGGCGUGUUCGAGGAGUUCCUGGCCACGGGAGAAAAGCUUUUCGGGCCCUACGUUUGGGGACGGUAUGACGUGCUCUUCAUGCCGCCGUCCUUCCCGUUCGGAGGCAUGGAGAACCCGUGUCUGACCUUCGUCACGCCCUGCCUGCUGGCCGGGGACCGCUCCCUGGCGGAUGUCAUCAUCCAUGAGAUCUCACACAGCUGGUUUGGGAACCUGGUCACCAAUGCCAACUGGAGCGAGUUCUGGCUCAACGAAGGCUUCACCAUGUACGCCCAGAGGAGGGUCUCCACCGUCCUGUUCGGGGCUGCCUACACCUGCUUGGAAGCGGCCACGGGGCGGGCACUGCUCCGCCAGCACAUGGACGUCAGCGGCGAGGAGAACCCCCUCAACAAGCUGCGCGUGAAGAUUGAACCAGGUGUGGACCCGGACGACACCUACAACGAGACCCCCUACGAGAAGGGCUUCUGCUUUGUCUCCUACCUGGCUCACCUGGUGGGCGACCAGUGUCGGUUUGACGAGUUUCUCAAGGCCUAUGUCCGCGAGUUCAAGUUCCAGAGCAUCUUAGCAGAGGACCUCCUGGACUUCUACCUGGAGUACUUCCCUGAGCUGAAGCAAAGGAGGGUGGACUCUAUUCCUGGGUUGGAGUUCGAUCGAUGGCUGAACACCCCGGGCUGGCCCCCAUACCUCCCGGACCUGUCCGCCGGAGACUCGCUCAUGAAGCCGGCGGACGAGCUGGCCCAGCUGUGGGUGGCCGAGGAGCUGGACAUGGAGGCCAUCAGGGCCGUGGACAUCUCCACCUGGAAGACCUACCAGCUGGUGUACUUCCUGGACAAGCUCCUGCAGAAGUCCCCUCUGCCGCCUGGGAAUGUGAAGAAGCUGGGAGACACGUACCCGAAGGUCUCAGACGCCGGCAAUGCGGAGCUGCGGCUGCGCUGGGGCCAGAUUGUCCUGAAGAACGACCACCAGGAGGACUUCGGGAAAGUGAAGGGCUUCCUGCAGAGCCAGGGGAAGCAGAAGUACACUCUCCCGCUGUACCGCGCGAUGGUGGCCGGCAGCCCGGCAGCCCGGGCCCUCGCGGAGGAGACCUUCGCGGCCACCACCGCCCAGCUGCACGGCAACGUCGUCCGCUACGUCCAGCAGAUCCUGGCGCCCGCGGGCAGCUAGAGGCCCAUCCAUCGCUCGGCCUCGGCCUCUCCACCCCUCACAGGCUCUCGGGACACUUGGCCCUGUGCCGGCGCCCGCUCUGCUCCCCAAGCUUGUGUCCCUCAGGGGUCUGACCCCCUGUGCGGUGUCUGUGACUCCUGGGAACCCUCUGGGCCCCCCAGAGCAGGGACCCCCUCAGUCCCGGCUCUGUGGGGUAGGGCCACCCUGCCCCCCACCCAGGCAUCAGUAGGGGGGUGGGGGAUCCUUCUGCUUUGCCGGCUGAGUCUUGAAGGGCGGUGCCAGUGGCUGCACUCGGUGGUUCUCUUCUCAGGUCUCCUCUCUUUUAAUAAAUCUUUGUACCUGAAAA